Messenger RNA from Penicillium cosmopolitanum, 1119 nucleotides. RefSeq names its product glycoside hydrolase family 1 protein. Gene Ontology annotation, molecular function: beta-glucosidase activity. Gene Ontology annotation, biological process: carbohydrate metabolic process. The transcript has a single exon. The record is from RefSeq and is a predicted model, not a curated record. The coding region runs from base 1 to 1119 and encodes 372 amino acids. NCBI's taxonomy places the organism in Eukaryota, Fungi, Ascomycota, Eurotiomycetes, Eurotiales, Aspergillaceae.
AUGGAUCUAAAAUCAGUUCAGGAUCUCAAGGGCGUUCUUCGGUCUGACUUCUUUCACGGAUAUGCUACAGCUGCGCCGCAGAUUGAGGGCGCUUGGGAUAAGGAUGGCAAAGGGAUCUCUAUCUGGGAUAAGUUUGCCCAUAUCCCUGGCAAUAUCUCGGACGGAAGCACACCCGAUGACGCUGUCAGAGCGUAUGAUUUUUACCGAGAAGAUGUAGCACUUAUGAAGUCCUACGGCGUGAAUGCCUACCGCUUUUCGCUUUCUUGGUCCCGCAUUAUCCCCCUUGGGGGAUACAAUGACCCUGUCAACGAGCAGGGCAUCCGAUUCUAUUCAAAUCUAAUUGACGAAUUACUUCAAAAUGGAAUCACUCCAUUUGUCACUCUCUUUCAUUGGGACACCCCGCAGGCUCUCGAAGAUCGAUACGGAGGCAUGUUAAAUCAAGACGCAUAUACGCCCGACUUCAUUCGCUAUGCUCGAGUGUGCUUUGAACGAUUCGGUGAUCGUGUCAAGCACUGGAUCACAUACAAUGAGCCUGGUGUAUAUACUCUAGCCGGCUAUGCUGCUGGUGUUCACGCCCCGGGGCGUUCUUCUUUUCGCGAACGGAACUCUGAGGGGGACUCAUCUGUCGAGCCAUUCACCGUUGCGCAUACACAGCUAGUCUCCCAUGGACAUGUGUCCCAUAUGUAUCGCGAUGAGUUUCAACCGCGUCAGAAAGGGACGAUUGGAAUCACGCUACAUGGAAACUGGUCCGAGCCUUGGGAUGAAGAGGAUCCGCUUGACCAGGACGCAGCUGAGAGAGCGCGUGAGUUUGAGAUUGCCUGGUUUGCUGACCCACUGUACAAGACUGGUGAUUAUCCCGCAUCGAUGAGAGCCCAACUGGGAGACCGGCUGCCCCGGUUCACCCCCGAGGAAUCUGAGCUUGUGCUGGGAAGCUCCGAGUUCUAUGGCAUGAACAGUUAUACAACAUUUGUCAUGAAGCACAGGACAUCACCCCCGGAUAUCAAUGAUCAUAAAGGAAACGUUGAGAUCCUCGAUGAAAAUAAGCAAGGUGUACCGCGCGGGAAAAAAGUGAUACGGAAUGGCUCCGCGCUGCACCUGGGGGUUUUCGAAAGUUAUUGA